Messenger RNA from Scomber japonicus (chub mackerel), 448 nucleotides. RefSeq names its product Fc epsilon receptor IgFc epsilon receptor Ig (gene fcer1g). Gene Ontology annotation, molecular function: IgE receptor activity. Gene Ontology annotation, cellular component: Fc-epsilon receptor I complex. NCBI's taxonomy places the organism in Eukaryota, Metazoa, Chordata, Actinopteri, Scombriformes, Scombridae. The record is from RefSeq and is a predicted model, not a curated record. Bases 148 to 429 code for a protein of 93 amino acids. Gene Ontology annotation, biological process: cell surface receptor signaling pathway. The transcript has 5 exons.
ACCACAACUUCCCCUCUUGACUAUGAGAUACGCAACACUCGAGUCUUCACCAGAACGCAGAGGAAAAAAAACCACCUGCAGGUCUUGUUUGCUGUUUGCUGGCCGCCGCUGAACGAGCCCGCCUGUCCGUGUUGAGCCCGUGUUGUUAUGGCAUUGUGGGGCAGGAGCCCAAUACAGAUUGCAAUCCCUCUCUGGAUGUCUUUCGGAACAGCUGCGGCUCUUGCAGAGCCUGAGAUCUGCUAUGUGCUGGAUGGCAUCCUGUUUUUGUAUGGCAUCAUCCUGACAGCUCUCUACUGUAGAAUUAAGAUCUACAAUGCUAGGGAGGCUGCAGCUGGGAAUCCAAAGGGCAAGAAUGUUGAAGAGGGCAUCUAUACGGGUUUGACUCCUCGUGCCCAGGAAACAUAUGAGACAAUUGGCAUGAAGAAGUGACAUGAUGGAGGAAACUUCA